CUUCAGGAGGCAUGCUUGGAGUUUUCUGGAGCCAGCCAUAAUCCACAAAUGGAAGACGGAUCAGCAACAUCUUUUUCAAAAGUUACAGAAUGGAGGAAAGAUUGGAGUCAGUGGAGAUAUGCGAGCUGACUCCCCAGGGCACUCAGCAAAGUAUGGGAGCUACACACUGAUGCACCUAGACAGUAACCGCAUUAUCGACCUUCAGCUUGUUCAGAGCAAUGAAGUAGGUGGUAGUUACCACAUGGAGAAGGAGGGCAUUAAACGCUGCCUGGAUCUACUGGAUUCAAACUGUUUGGUGGUGGACUACAUUGUCACCGACCGUCAUCCACAGAUCCAGAAGUAUCUGAGGGAGCGCAGCAUCACCCACUUCUAUGAUGUGUGGCACUUUGAGAAAGGUUUAUCAAAGAAACUUGACAAAGUUGCGCAAAACAAGGACUGCGGGGUGUUGAAGAAGUGGCUGCGUAGCAUCAAAAGCCAUGUCUACUGGAGUGCAACAUCGUCAACAUCAGGGCCAGAGAAGGUAGCCAAGUGGAUGUCGAUUGUCAAACACAUCCAGAACGUGCACUUACAUGAAAACCCUCUUUUCCCGAAGUGCCAACAUCCUGAUCGAGUGUCAAGGGAUCCAAGUAAAUGGUUUCAACCAGGGUCAAUGGCGCUCUACAAAGUGGAAAAAAUCCUGGUCGAUAAGAGGGUUGUCAAAGAUGUGGAGAAGCUGAGCCACCACUACCAAACAUCAUCCCUGGAGGCUUUCCACAGUUUGAUCCUUCGCUUCACACCCAAGAAUGUGGUUUUCCCUUUCAUGGGCAUGCUUUGCAGAAUAUGUGGAAGAACUUAUGAGGCUGGUUUUCGAGGAGGUGUUUGAGGACCCAACUCCAUUUGUUGAGGUGCUGAAACUGAUCCCCAUCCCC
Messenger RNA from Perca fluviatilis (European perch), 908 nucleotides. RefSeq lists its product as uncharacterized. The record is from RefSeq and is a predicted model, not a curated record. The transcript is spliced from 6 exons. The coding region runs from base 119 to 862 and encodes 247 amino acids. NCBI's taxonomy places the organism in Eukaryota, Metazoa, Chordata, Actinopteri, Perciformes, Percidae.